ACCGAUGUGGUUUCAGCAGACUUGGAUGUUGCAGUGAAGUCCGUCUCACUAGCAGACGAUGCUUCAAACCUGGCCAUGCUUCGGCGCGAGUGCGAGAUCUUGCGCCGACUCGGACACCAUCCGCACAUCAUGUCUGCGCUGGCGUACGAAGAGUGCGAAUGUGAGAUGAUUCUGGUGACUCGGUUGGCCAGCGAGGGCGACCUGUCCCGUCUCGCGCCAAUUGGGUCUUGUCUGGAAGAACUGCAG
Symbiodinium necroappetens is the source of this 246-nucleotide messenger RNA. Lineage: Eukaryota; Dinophyceae; Suessiales; Symbiodiniaceae. The record is from the annotation of a GenBank genome assembly.